UCUGCACUGAUACAGUGUUGAAAAAUCCUUCAAGCGCCAGUACUUUGCAGCACCGACCAGCGUUCUUUCUUUUUUCACGGAAAAUGUAAUGAAAAACUGCAUUUAACUGCAUUUAAAACGUAGCAACCAGCCCGGAAAAGCAUCUGUUGUGCAAUCGCAUAGUCAAUAAACAUCCACACCCAUGUUGACCGAAACCCCCAUGGCCAGCGAGAACAUCAUGGACGAACUAGCCUCUCUGAUACGCACCGAGAUCCCCGAUGGCCGCCAGAGUCUGCGGGACAGCUACACGAACCUGGAGCGGGUGGCCGACUACUGCGAGGACACCUACUACCGCGCGGACAACAAGAAGGCGGCCCUGGAGGCCACCAAGAACUACACCACCCAGUCGCUGGCCAGCGUGGCCUACCAGAUCAACACGCUCGCCUACAGCUACAUGCAGCUCCUCGAGCUCCAGGCCCAGCAGCUCGGCGAGAUGGAGUCCCAGAUGAACCACAUCGCCCAGACGGUGCACAUCCACAAGGAGAAGGUGGCCAGGAGAGAGAUUGGCGUACUUACGGCUAACAAGGUGAGCUCGCGCCAGUUUAAGAUCGUGGCGCCCAUUAAUCCGGAGAAGCCCAUCAAGUAUGUGCGCAAGCCCAUCGACUACUCGAUGUUGGACGAGAUUGGCCACGGCAUUAACUCGGCCCAGCACUCGCAGGUGCGACAGAAACAUCGAGGCUCCAGCCAUGGGUCCGUGCAAUCCCUAUUGCCACCGUCGGUGGGACCUCCGCCAACCACAAAGCCCCCGACUCCGCCGCAGAUGUCGCGGGCUGGGAACACUGGCACCCUGGGCAAGUCGGUCAGCAAUACCGGGACACUGGGCAAGAGCUCGCGGGAGUACCGCACUCCGCCUGUGGUAAAUCCACCACAGGUGCCAUCGCAUUACGCUCCAAACUAUCCUAUUGGGCAUCCAAAGCGAAUGUCGACGGCUUCUUCAACGAUGACUACCACCACCACAGGCGGCGGAGCGGCGGGCAAUGAGCGAGCUGCUGGCUACAGUGCACUCCCGAUGCCACCCAGCCAGCAGAUAGCCACCCAUGUAAACCUGCCCUCCGCGGGCAUGAUGCAAUCGCUGCCACCGCCGCCGCCCACUACGUACGACGAUCGGAGCAGUAUGCCACCAGCUCCUCCUUCGCCACUAACGGUGUCGCAGCACGAGAUGACCGAGCAGAGUCACAUUGGCAUGCACACUUUGGGACGCAAUAUCAACAGGAAUCCAAAUAGGAAUCACUUCAGCUUGAAUUUCGCUCGUCCCGGCUCACAGUCGCCUCCCUUGCCACCUCCGCCGCCGCCGGAGGAUGAGCAUCAGGACUUCGGACGACCACGCACAUCGACGGGACCGCAGCUGGCGCCCAUAGUGCCCGAGGAUCAGAACCUACCCGGUUGGGUGCCCAAGAACUUCAUUGAGAAGGUGGUAGCCAUUUACGACUACUAUGCCGACAAGGACGACGAGCUGAGCUUCCAAGAAAGCUCAGUGCUGUACGUGCUCAAGAAAAACGACGACGGCUGGUGGGAGGGCGUCAUGGAUGGAGUUACCGGUCUGUUUCCGGGCAACUACGUAGAACCGUGUGUCUAAGCCUCGCAUCGAUAUUCUAAACAUGCCAACCAUUACAAUAAUCUGCAUUAUCUGGUUUGUUCCAGUCCUCUGUUGCUUCUCAAGAGCUCCCAAGUUUUUCUGAGGACAACUGAGGUCCGCAACAGACUCAGCUGACAAUGACGAUAAGAUUUUGAGCAUAUUGAUAAGGACAAUUAUACAAUUACACACAUACACAAGCACAGCAGGCCAGAGAAAGCGAAUUCCAUUAGCAUCAGCCAAACGCAUUUAGCCUAAUAUAAACGAGCACACACACACACAGGAUCCAGGGGCUAGGCAUAACGCUUGUUGCCCAACUAAAACUAUUUACACUUUAGUGAAUAACUUAUGCGAUAUUCCAAAACUGUUCCACAACCGUAGACGAAUUCAGUCCUGCUCCUGCCGCCAAUCCAAAUACUUUAAAUAUUUGCUCACAGUUUUAUCAAGCGAUUUCUGUUUGCCUUGCGCUUUGAUAUGCCCGGCUAUUAUACACCAAUACUACCCGAACCCAAGCCCCCAGCAAUACUGUAGGUUAUAUAAAUUUCAGUUAGCAUUUAAUACAUAAGUAUUGGCCAGUUGGAACUUUUGUUUAUACUUUUACGAACCGCAACGAUGUCUUUUUUUGCGAACGUUUAGUUAAAAUGGAAUUGCCAGCAAAGGAAUCAAAUUAAAUUAAACAAUACAAGUACACAUACGCUCUAUAUGGUAAAAAUAAUAGCUAAUAAAAAUUUCAAUUACUAAACCGCAA
Drosophila simulans is the source of this 2360-nucleotide messenger RNA. RefSeq names its product abl interactor 2 (gene Abi). The transcript is spliced from 7 exons. Bases 182 to 1615 code for a protein of 477 amino acids. The record is from RefSeq and is a predicted model, not a curated record. Gene Ontology annotation, molecular function: SH3 domain binding. NCBI's taxonomy places the organism in Eukaryota, Metazoa, Arthropoda, Insecta, Diptera, Drosophilidae.